ACAGGCAGAGGGUAGUUGCCCAGCUUGUCUCACAAAGAGAGAACCAGCCAUAAUCCAGCUCUGAUUUGGGACUUUAUUUCUUCAAGGGAUUUGACAAAAAAGCACCCAUGAAACCUAGGAAGAUUGUUCCUCAAGUAGGAGAAGACUCUCAAAAUGGCCAUCUCCCACCUGGUUGGCAGAGCUAUAUGUCUCCCCAGGGGCGCAGGUACUACGUGAACACCUUCACCAAUGAGACUACUUGGGAGCGACCCAGCAGUGUGCCUGGAACCCCCAAGAGCCCUGUGACCCAGAAGAACUCCUUGCCUACAGUAAAUGGGUAUCACAUACCAGGGACCCUGGUGCCCCAACUAGAAUCCAGCCACAUGAGUUUCCGCAAAGUUGGCAAUGAUCCCCAGAGUCCUGGGUCUCCAUCACCUACUCGAAAGCAGAACAAGGAGACCACCUUUACGAUAAACUGUGUGACCUUUCCCCAUCCUGACGCCAUGCCAGAGCAGCAGUUGCUGAAACCUUCAGAAUGGAGCUACUGUGAUUACUUCUGGGCUGACAAGAAGGAUCCCCAAAGCAACAGUACCGUCUCAGGAUUUGAAAUCCUUCUGCAGAAACAGCUGAAAGGAAAACAAAUGCAGAAAGAAAUGGCAGAGUUUAUUCGAGAAAGGAUAAAGAUUGAAGAAGAAUAUGCCAAGAACUUGUCUAAACUAUCACAAAGCUCCUUGGCUUACCAGGAAGAAGGGACCCUUGGGGAAUCCUGGGCUCAGCUAAAGAAAAGCUUGGCUGAUGAAGCAGAGGUUCAUCUCAAGUUCUCCUCCAAGCUGCAAGCGGAGGUGGAGAAGCCUCUGCUCAACUUCCGCGAAAACUUCAAGAAAGACAUGAAAAAGUAUGACCAUCACAUUGCUGAUCUGCGGAAACAGUUGGUUAGUCGGUAUGCAGCAGUGGAGAAGGCCCGAAAAGCAUUAACAGAGCGGCAGAAGGAUUUAGAGAUGAAAACACAGCAGUUGGAGAUAAAGCUCAGCAACAAGACAGAAGAAGAAAUUAAGAAGGCCAGGCGGAAGUCUACUCAAGCUGGAGACGAUCUCAUGCGCUGUGUGGAUCUGUAUAAUCAAGCUCAAUCAAAGUGGUUUGAAGAGAUGGUGACCACCUCUCUGGAACUUGAGAGGUUAGAGGUGGAGAGAGUGGAGAUGAUUCGGCAACACCUUUGCCAGUAUACGCAGUUACGGCAUGAGACAGACAUGUUCAACCAAAGCACAGUGGAACCUGUGGAUCAGUUGCUUCAGAAAGUGGAUCCGGCCAAAGACAGGGAACUGUGGGUGAAGGAACACAAAACCGGAGAUAUCAGACCUGUGGAUAUGGAGAUAUAGACUGCUAUUAUGAGCUACCUGUAAGUGGUGGGCUGUUCGGCUGAGCCCAGUUCCAGGGCGUUCUGUGAAAGCCUCAAGAGGAGGGACAGCAGAGACUUUCCACUGUCAGCUUCCUUAUAUAUUUAUUAUUGCCUGUAGAGACUAUUUCUGUCAUGUUUGAUCAUUAUUUCAUUUCCUAUUGUGCUAUGCCUUAAACAUCAGACAUUCCAGGGUUGAGAAGCCAACUGUUUUCACUUCCGGAAACAGGCUCCCAGCAGCCAGGCACAUACAGCUCUCAUGAUAAACUGCGGGACCUGUGUGGAGUUGUUGUGUUUUUUUCUGGUACAAACAGAGUUUUGCUAUUCUGUGGUUAACUAUUUUGUGCUACUCCACUUGCAUGAUGCUCUCUGUUUUGUAUAGUAAUGUUAACACACAGCAAGCCUCUGACAAACAUGCAGAACGGUGAAUUUGAAUGUGACUCUGGAAGCAGGGAGUGGGUCCCGAACAUUGCCAUUUAAUUAGAUGGGAAUGUGAAAACGGUUCCCUCCUUGUGUGCUUUAAGAAGCAGAACCUGUAAUGCUUACCUACCUCACAGGGUUGUUGUGAGGACGACAAUAGAACCUGUACAAUAUUACUUCUUAACAAGCCCUGGUUCUCAUAAGUGCAAGUGCUGUUGACAUUGGCAGGGGGUGGGAGUGGGGGGGUCAGCAAAAAAAGAAAGAAAAAGAGGUACUGGCUUAGAAGAGAGUAUGCCCGAAGGAUUGACCCUUUUAUACUCCCUCUCAGGUACUUAAUGAUCUCGGCUCUCCAGACACUUACUCUCAUGGUCUCAUUGACAUCCUUGGGGACUUACUGAGGAAGUGAUCUGAGAACUGCAGUUGUUUCCCCUCUAGGUGAAA
Pogona vitticeps (central bearded dragon) is the source of this 2233-nucleotide messenger RNA. It is a transcript of the gene GAS7, whose product is annotated as growth arrest specific 7. Gene Ontology annotation, biological process: clathrin coat assembly; neuron projection morphogenesis; clathrin-dependent endocytosis. Lineage: Eukaryota; Metazoa; Chordata; Lepidosauria; Squamata; Agamidae. The record is from RefSeq and is a predicted model, not a curated record. Gene Ontology annotation, cellular component: plasma membrane; clathrin-coated vesicle; clathrin-coated pit. Gene Ontology annotation, molecular function: protein binding.